This is a messenger RNA of Gekko japonicus, 7260 nucleotides long. RefSeq names its product kinesin family member 1B (gene KIF1B). Gene Ontology annotation, molecular function: ATP binding; microtubule motor activity; microtubule binding. The record is from RefSeq and is a predicted model, not a curated record. The coding region runs from base 242 to 5545 and encodes 1767 amino acids. The transcript has 47 exons. Gene Ontology annotation, biological process: microtubule-based movement. NCBI's taxonomy places the organism in Eukaryota, Metazoa, Chordata, Lepidosauria, Squamata, Gekkonidae.
ACAGGCGCGUCGCCGCCCUUCGGGCUCCCUUCGUCUGCGGGCGCCGCUCGGGCAGUCCGUGAUGGGGCAGGGCGGCUUCGCCCCCCAGGGCUUGGUCAGCUUCUUCUUUCUCCGGCGAAGCGGCUGAUAACAACGACCGUGUCGCUCCUCCCUUGACCGGCGCGCAGAGGUAACUCCAGAGGAAGAAAACUGUGGAAUCCUUCACGUACGAUAUCUGGAGUGUGCACGAGAGGACGUCAAAAUGUCAGGAGCUUCGGUCAAGGUGGCUGUCCGGGUCAGGCCCUUUAAUUCCCGGGAGAUCGGCAAAGAGUCCAAGUGCAUCAUCCAGAUGCAAGGCAACUCGACUAGCAUACUCAACCCAAAGAAUCCCAAGGAACCAGCAAAAUCGUUCAGCUUUGACUAUUCCUAUUGGUCGCAUACCUCGCCUGACGAUCCGUGCUUUGCGUCUCAGAAUCGCGUGUACAAUGAUAUUGGGAAGGAGAUGCUGUUACAUGCCUUUGAGGGCUAUAAUGUAUGUAUCUUUGCAUAUGGCCAAACCGGAGCUGGGAAAUCGUAUACUAUGAUGGGAAAGCAGGAGGAAAACCAGGCGGGGAUAAUACCACAGCUCUGCGAAGAGUUGUUUGAGAAGAUCAACGACAACAGCAACGAGGAAAUAUCAUACUCGGUGGAGGUCAGCUACAUGGAGAUCUACUGUGAGAGAGUAAGAGACUUGUUGAACCCCAAGAACAAGGGAAACCUUCGUGUUCGGGAGCACCCUCUGCUUGGGCCCUAUGUGGAAGACCUGUCCAAACUUGCUGUCACUUCUUACACUGACAUCGCAGACCUCAUGGAUGCAGGAAACAAAGCUAGGACGGUUGCUGCUACGAACAUGAAUGAAACCAGCAGUCGCUCACAUGCAGUGUUCACCAUUGUUUUCACUCAGAAGAAACACGACCCCGAAACUGACCUUUCCACUGAGAAGGUGAGCAAGAUCAGCCUUGUGGAUCUUGCAGGGAGCGAGAGGGCGGACUCCACGGGUGCCAAAGGGACUCGGCUAAAGGAAGGCGCAAACAUCAACAAAUCUCUCACCACGUUGGGAAAAGUCAUUUCAGCCUUGGCAGAAGUGAGCAAGAAGAAAAAGAAGACUGACUUUAUUCCGUACAGGGAUUCUGUGCUGACGUGGCUACUUCGGGAAAACCUAGGUGGCAACUCCAGAACGGCCAUGGUGGCUGCUUUGAGUCCGGCAGAUAUAAACUAUGAUGAAACUUUAAGCACUUUAAGAUACGCCGAUCGGGCCAAGCAGAUCAAAUGCAAUGCCGUUAUCAACGAAGAUCCCAAUGCCAAACUGGUGCGGGAGCUGAAAGAAGAGGUUACGCGGCUCAAGGACCUUCUUCGCGCUCAAGGGCUUGGGGAUAUUAUUGACACGUCCAUGGGCUCCCUCACUGCAUCUCCAUCUUCCUGCUCUCUCAGUAGUCAGGUGGGCUUAACGUCUGUCUCCAGUAUCCAAGAGAGAAUCAUGUCGACUCCUGGAGGAGAGGAAGCCAUCGAACGCUUGAAGGAGUCUGAGAAGAUCAUCGCAGAGCUGAACGAGACAUGGGAGGAGAAGCUGCGGAAGACAGAGGCCAUCAGGAUGGAGAGAGAGGCUCUGCUGGCUGAGAUGGGAGUCGCCAUUCGAGAAGACGGAGGAACCCUUGGAGUGUUCUCGCCCAAAAAGACCCCGCACCUUGUCAACCUCAACGAAGACCCCCUCAUGUCAGAGUGUCUGCUUUACUACAUAAAAGAUGGAAUUACCAGAGUUGGCCAGGCUGAUGCUGAACGGCGUCAAGACAUCGUUCUGAGCGGGGCUCACAUCAAAGAGGAACACUGCAUCUUCCGAAGCGAGAAGAACCACAACGGCAACGUGAUUGUUACCCUGGAACCUUGUGAGCGCUCCGAAACCUACGUCAACGGCAAGAGGGUCAUCCAGCAUGUCCAGCUGCGCUCAGGAAAUCGCAUCAUCAUGGGUAAAAACCAUGUUUUCCGCUUCAACCAUCCUGAGCAAGCCCGAGCUGAAAGGGAGAAGACUCCAUCGGCAGAGACACCCUCAGAGCCGGUAGACUGGACCUUUGCUCAGCGAGAGCUGCUGGAGAAACAGGGGAUUGACAUGAAGCAGGAAAUGGAGAAAAGACUUCAAGAAAUGGAGAUUCUGUACAAAAAGGAGAAAGAAGAAGCUGAUCUCUUGCUGGAGCAACAGAGGCUGGAUUAUGAGAGUAAACUCCAGGCCUUACAGAAGCAGGUGGAGACACGGUCUUUGGCUGCUGAGACCACAGAGGAAGAGGAGGAAGAAGAGGAGGAGGUGCCCUGGACUCAGCACGAGUACGAACUCGCCCAGUGGGCUUUCAGGAAAUGGAAGUAUCACCAGUUUACUUCCUUAAGAGAUCAGCUUUGGGGAAAUGCAGUCUAUCUGAAAGAAGGCAACGCGAUCAGUGUGGAGCUGAAAAAGAAGGUGCAGUUCCAGUUCGUUCUGCUGACUGACACGCUCUACUCGCCGCUGCCUCCUGAGCUGCUGCCCCCUGACUCAGAGAAGAGCCGUGACGGCCGGCCUUUCCCUCGAACGGUGGUUGCUGUUGAGGUCCAGGACCUUAAGAACGGAGCGACGCAUUACUGGUCCCUCGAGAAACUCAAGCAGCGGCUGGAACUGAUGCGGGAGAUGUAUGACCGGGCAGGAGAAAUGACAUCCAACGUGCAGGAAGAGAUUGAGAACACCAUGACUGGGAGUGACCCUUUUUACGAUCGGUUCCACUGGUUCAAGCUGGUCGGGAGCUCCCCCAUUUUCCACGGCUGCGUGAACGAGCGCCUGGCUGACCGCACGCCCUCCCCCACUUUCUCCACGGCCGACUCCGACAUCACCGAGCUGGCCGACGAGCAGCAGGACGAUAUGGAGGAUUUUGACGACGAGGCCUUUGUGGACGAUACCGGCUCCGAUGCUGGGACCGAGGAGGGAUCGGAUCUCUUCAACGAUGGGCACGACCCGUUUUACGACCGGUCCCCUUGGUUCAUUUUAGUGGGAAGGGCAUUUGUCUACCUGAGCAAUCUUCUCUACCCCGUCCCGCUCAUCCACAGAGUGGCAGUGGUCAGUGAGAAGGGGGAAGUGCGUGGGUUUCUGCGAGUGGCCGUUCAAGCUAUUGCUGCGGAUGAAGAAGCCCCAGAUUAUGGGUCUGGUGUUCGGCAGUCUGGCACAGCUAAGAUCUCCUUUGAUAAUGAGUAUUUUAACAAGAGCAAUUUUUCGUCCGUCACCAUGACCCGUUCUGGCUUGUCCUUGGAGGAACUGAGAAUUGUGGAAGGGCAGGGCCAGAGUUCGGAGAUCAUCACUCCUCCUGAAGAAAUCAACAGGAUGAACGAUCUGGACCUGAAGUCCGGCUCUUUGCUAGACGGGAAGAUGGCCAUGGAGGGCUUUACAGAAGAGGCUGGCGACCACCUGAAGCUGGGCAGCGUGUUCACUUUCCGUGUGACAGUUCUCCAAGCCAGCGGAAUCCUCCCAGAAUACGCAGACAUAUUCUGCCAGUUCAACUUUCUGCAUCGGCACGACGAAGCUUUCUCCACGGAGCCCCUCAAGAACAACGGCCGAGGGACGGCUCUUGGUUUCUAUCAUGUCCAGAAUAUUUCUGUGGAAGUGACCGAAUCCUUUGUGGAAUACAUCAAGACAAAGCCUAUCGUAUUUGAAGUCUUUGGACAUUACCAGCAGCAUCCGCUCCACCUGCAGGGACAGGAUCUCAACAGCCCCCAUCAGCCAUCCCGGCGGUACUUCCCUCCUCCCAUGCCGCUUUCAAAGCCAGUCCCAGCGACCAAGCUCAACACGCUGAGCAAAGCCAACCUGGGCCAGAGUGUGACCAAAUACGACCUCCUGGUCUGGUUUGAGAUCAGCGAAUUGGAGCCCACCGGAGAAUACAUUCCUGCCAUCGUUGACCAUACGGGGGGGCAACCCUGCCAGGGGACCUUCCUGCUUCACCAGCACGGGCCCUUUGCUAGCUCCCUGGCUCUGCCGCUCCUUCAGCCUCCCCUUUCCUUCGGCACUCUCGCUGUUAGGAUAGAGGUGUCUUUGCAGCCUAGUUCACGUGUAGUUCAGAACGCUUCUGUGAUGUUGGGAGGAGGCCUGGGCGCUGCCCGGAAGGUGGGGCGUUUCACAGCGGGGACUUUCUACCGCUUUGAGGCGGUUUGGGACAGCUCCCUCCACAAUUCCCUCCUCUUAAACCGAGUGACGCCCUACGGAGAGAAGAUCUACAUGACCCUGUCUGCUUACCUGGAGCUUGACCACUGCAUCCAGCCAGCUGUCAUCACCAAGGAUGUCUGCAUGGUCUUCUACUCGCGGGACGCCAAGAUCUCCCCCCCUCGCUCAUUGCGCACUCUCUUUGGCAGCGGCUAUUCCAAAUCCCCGGAUUCCAAUCGAGUAACUGGAAUCUACGAGCUAAGCUUGUGCAAAACGGCAGACACAGGCAGCCCAGGAAUGCAGAGGAGGAGGAGGAAAGUCCUGGACACUUCAGUGGCCUACGUCCGCGGAGAGGAGAACCUGGCAGGGUGGAGGCCCCGGGGGGACAGUCUCAUUGUGGAGCACCAGUGGGAGCUGGAGAAGCUGGAACUGCUGCACGAGGUGGAGAAGACCCGCCACUUCUUGCUGCUGCGAGAGAAGCUGGGCGACGCCAUCCCCAAGUCCCUGAGCGACUCGCUGUCCCCCAGUCUCAGCAGCGGGACUCUCAGCACCUCCACCAGCAUCUCCUCCCAGAUCUCGUCCACCACCUUCGAGAGCGCCGUCACGCCCAGCGAAAGCAGCGGCUACGACUCGGCAGACAUCGAGAGCCUGGUGGACCGGGAGAAAGAGCUGGCGACCAAGUGCCUGCAGCUUCUCACUCACACUUUCAACCGUGAAUUUAACCAGGUCUACAACAGCAUCAGUGAUUGUAAGCUGUCUGAUAUCUCUCCACUUGGACGGGACCCAUCGGAAUCGAGUUUCAGCAGCGCCACCCUGACGCCUUCCUCCACCUGCCCCUCGCUGUCAGACUCGCGGUGCAACUCUGUGGAUCAGAAGACUCCGGAAGCCAAUUCUCGUGCCUCCAGCCCUGGCGCGGAAGGCGAGUCGUUCCAACUGAUGCCCCCCAUCGAAGCUUCCUACUUGGCCAGGGCCGGCAAAAAUGAGUUUCUGAACCUUGUUCCUGAUAUCGAGGAAAUCAGACCUGGCUCUGUGGUCUCCAAGAAGGGCUACCUACACUUCAAGGAGCCGCUUUCUCCCUCGUGGGCCAAGCACUUCGUGGUGGUCCGUCGCCCGUAUGUCUUCAUCUACAACGGCGACAAAGACCCCGUGGAAAGGGGCAUCAUCAACCUCUCCACGGCUCAGGUGGAGUACUCAGAGGAUCAGCAGGCCAUGGUGAAGACCCCCAACACGUUUGCCGUGUGCACGAGGCACCGUGGCGUCCUGCUUCAAGCCAUCAACGACAAAGACAUGAACGACUGGCUAUACGCCUUCAACCCCCUUCUCGCCGGCACAAUACGAUCCAAACUCGCCCGAAGACGCUCGGGCCAGCUGAAAUACUGAGUCCACACGGGGGUCCUCGUCCAGUUUUUUUCUCCUCUCUCACACGCCUUCGGAUAUAGAUAAAGCGUUACAUCUCAUUUCUCUGUGGUUCUUGAAUUUUUCUCUUCCUGUCUAUAACCCUGUGGCUUAACUUCCCUCGUCUCUGCCUCCCUCCCCUCCCCACCCCACCCCAGCACUUUCCCCAACACUUCUAACCUUGGUCCUUCCCAGUCUUCUUUUUCAAUUUCUGUUUUCACCUGUGCUGAAAGUACUAUUAGUAGCAUGUGCCCAAACAGACGAAACAAUACAGUGGAAAUUUAGAAAGGGGCGGGUGGCGGGGCGGGGAUCGGGUUCCAAUUUAUCUGCACGAAUCUUCUUUUUUUAAAAAAAUUGGGAGGAAAUAGUUUUGUUUCCCUGGGUGAUCAGUUUCUCACUCCGAUGGACUUUGUCUCUGUGGUGUGUGUUGUCUCUGUCCGGAAUCCUCCUUGGCUUUUCUCCUGGCCCUUGGUGAUCUGGCAGUAUCCAAAGUGCCGCUCUCUGACCGGGUGCCCCGUAGGAUGGCGAAAACAUCUCUCGUUGCGCAAGGGACCAAGAAUAUGGAGUCUCCCUCCGCACAAGUAGACUGCUUGUGAAUUUGGACAGCUUCAUCCCCCAACAUACGUGGACUUUUAUUUUUACUGGAUAGUAUUUCAAAAGCUGCUUCUCUCCUGUUCGGUGUUCCAUGGCUUCCAGUUGGCAACCCUGCGGCUUUCAUGCGCCUUGGGACUUGGCUGAAAGGAGGAGUCUCUUGUUUUGUUUGUUUUUCCUUUUGUGACGAGCCCUAGUACCUGUCAGUUGCACAGCCUCCUUCUCUUGGUUGACCUGGUGUGACCAGUGAAUGUUGGCUACUGGGUCCUGCCCGCAUGGGACACGUUCAGACAAAUGAGUCCUGCCACAUUCCCAACUCACAAAGACUGCAAAAUUCAGCGAAGUCUCUCUGUGUUGGGGCUGUUAAGACUAAAAAUCUCUUCUCCCUCUCCGUGUGUGUUUUGGGAUCUAAAUGCUGAGUGCUAUUUUACUUCUGGGCUCGAUCCUCCUCUUGCACAGCCAGGUCUUUUGGCCCAUCCAGUACUGAAGGCAGAGGGAGUCCAACCCCCUGGGAAGAGAGGGCUUGGCGGGUCUUUCCUCUUCACCUUUGCUGAGGAGGCUCUAGCAGGCACGGUGUAGCAAUUACCCCAAAGAAUCCACUUACCGGAACUUUCACUUCCCCCUUUAUGUGCUCGACACAAGGUAUGGCAGAGUGAACCCUGUGUUCUGGCAACAUGGGACAGGAAGGUCGCUCUGUGAAGUUUUAUGGUGCCCGUGGCAUAGAAACGCAUCCCAGAAUCCUCUGCAGGAUUUAACUAAAACAGGGAACAAACCCAGUUCCCUAUGCCCCAAGUUAAGGGUCAUUGCUGUCCAAAUGACUGGCCCUUUCCAGGAAAAAUAGUGCCCCCGACUUUUAUUUACCAGCCAACCCAGUACGAGUUGAGAAACUGUUUGGGGGAUCCCUGCGCUUGCGGAAAGGGUGCCUCACCCAGUCUCUCCCUUCCAAAAACCUAAAACAGCAUUUAGCUUGAACCCAGUUGUCGGAGCCCCUCUUCUGAACUCUUUGCGAGUCUCAGUGGGGUACAGAAGAGAGGCCGUCGCUCUGGUCGAGGAGUCGGUGCCCCUUCUGUAAUCCCGGCAGGCCUCCAGUUAGAACGGCUCCAGAAAUC